CGCCGCCCCCGCCCCUCCGCCUCCACGCCUCGCUCCCCGGGAGGGGCGCAGACCCGCGCGCCCGGGGCCGGGGCCGCCUCCGGAGCGCCGCGAUCCGCCUUUCCUUUUUUUUUUUUUUCUUUUUUUUUUUCUUCCCUUUUUCCCCCUUUUUAAAUUUUGGUCGGUGGCGGCAGUGCUGGGCCCGAGGAAGGAAGGGACACGGAGGCCGCCCUAGCUCAGCCACCCCCUCCCCGCUUUCCCCUGGGCCGGGCUCCGGGAGAUGUGCCGGGCGGGGGGCCCGGCUUCGCGGAGCCGCCGGAGGAGCACGCACGGCCGACCCCGAAGCGCCGCUGGACAGGCUGGUGGGCCAGGCCGUGGUACCCUGGUAAUGCGGGGCGAGGCCCCACACACAGUCCGCUGAGAAUCCUGCACCCGCCCCUGGCCUUCGCCAUGGCCCGCUUGGCUGCCGCACUCUGGAGUCUCUGUGUCACCACUGUCCUUGUCACCUCUGCUACUCAAGGCCUGAGCCGGGCUGGGCUCCCAUUUGGAUUGAUGCGCCGGGAGUUAGCAUGUGAAGGCUACCCCAUCGAGCUUCGGUGCCCAGGCAGUGAUGUCAUCAUGGUGGAGAAUGCUAACUACGGGCGCACAGAUGACAAGAUCUGCGAUGCUGACCCUUUCCAGAUGGAGAAUGUGCAGUGCUACCUGCCCGAUGCCUUCAAAAUCAUGUCACAGAGGUGUAAUAACCGAACUCAGUGUGUGGUGGUGGCUGGCUCCGACGCCUUCCCUGACCCCUGCCCUGGAACCUACAAGUACCUGGAGGUGCAGUACGACUGUGUCCCUUACAUAGAAGUGGAGCAGAAAGUCUUCGUGUGCCCAGGGACCCUGCAGAAAGUUCUGGAGCCCACCUCCACACAUGAGUCAGAGCACCAGUCUGGUGCAUGGUGCAAGGACCCGCUACAGGCAGGUGACCGUAUCUACGUCAUGCCCUGGAUUCCCUACCGUACGGACACACUGACUGAAUAUGCCUCAUGGGAGGACUAUGUGGCUGCACGCCACACCACCACAUACCGGCUGCCCAACCGUGUGGAUGGUACCGGCUUCGUAGUGUACGAUGGCGCGGUCUUUUACAACAAGGAGCGCACGCGCAACAUUGUCAAGUAUGACCUGCGGACCCGCAUCAAGAGUGGCGAGACAGUCAUCAACACAGCCAACUACCAUGACACCUCACCUUACCGCUGGGGAGGCAAGACCGACAUUGACUUGGCGGUGGAUGAGAAUGGGCUAUGGGUCAUCUAUGCCACCGAGGGCAACAAUGGGCGUCUGGUGGUGAGCCAGCUCAACCCCUACACAUUGCGCUUCGAGGGCACUUGGGAAACAGGCUACGACAAGCGCUCGGCCUCCAACGCCUUCAUGGUAUGCGGAGUCCUCUAUGUGCUGCGCUCCGUAUAUGUGGAUGACGAUAGUGAGGCAGCCGGCAACCGCGUGGACUAUGCCUUCAACACCAAUGCAAACCGAGAGGAGCCAGUCAGUCUGGCUUUCCCAAACCCCUACCAGUUUGUUUCCUCUGUCGACUACAAUCCCCGGGACAACCAGCUGUACGUGUGGAACAACUAUUUUGUGGUGCGCUACAGCCUGGAGUUUGGACCCCCAGAUCCCAGUGCUGGCCCAGCCACUUCCCCACCUCUCAGCACCACCACCACAGCUCGGCCCACACCCCUCACCAGCACAGCCUCACCUGCAGCCACCACUCCACUCCGUCGGGCACCCCUCACCACACACCCAGUGGGUGCCAUUAACCAACUGGGACCUGACCUGCCUCCAGCCACAGCCCCAGCACCCAGUACUCGGCGGCCUCCAGCCCCCAAUCUGCACGUGUCCCCUGAGCUAUUCUGUGAACCCCGAGAGGUCCGACGGGUCCAGUGGCCAGCCACCCAACAGGGUAUGCUGGUGGAGAGGCCUUGCCCCAAGGGAACUCGAGGAAUUGCCUCAUUCCAGUGCCUCCCAGCUCUGGGCCUGUGGAACCCUCGAGGCCCUGACCUCAGCAACUGCACCUCCCCCUGGGUCAACCAAGUAGCCCAGAAGAUUAAGAGCGGAGAGAAUGCAGCCAACAUUGCUAGUGAGCUGGCCCGCCACACACGGGGCUCCAUCUAUGCUGGGGAUGUGUCCUCCUCGGUAAAGCUGAUGGAGCAGCUGUUGGACAUCCUGGAUGCCCAGCUCCAGGCCCUCCGGCCCAUUGAGCGCGAGUCAGCUGGCAAGAACUACAAUAAGAUGCACAAGCGAGAGAGAACCUGCAAGGAUUAUAUCAAGGCUGUGGUGGAGACUGUGGACAACCUGCUCCGGCCAGAGGCACUUGAGUCCUGGAAAGACAUGAAUGCCACAGAACAGGUGCACACAGCCACCAUGCUCCUAGAUGUCCUGGAGGAGGGGGCCUUCCUGCUGGCUGACAAUGUCAGGGAACCAGCUCGCUUCUUGGCUGCCAAGCAGAACGUGGUCCUGGAGGUGACUGUCCUAAACACGGAGGGUCAGGUGCAGGAGUUGGUGUUCCCCCAGGAAUACCCCAGUGAGAACUCCAUCCAGCUGUCUGCCAACACCAUCAAGCAGAAUAGCCGCAACGGUGUGGUCAAGGUCGUCUUCAUCCUCUAUAACAACUUGGGCCUAUUCUUGUCCACGGAGAAUGCUACAGUGAAGCUGGCCGGUGAAUCGGGGACUGGUGGUCCCGGAGGUGCCUCCCUGGUGGUGAACUCACAAGUCAUUGCAGCAUCCAUCAACAAGGAAUCGAGCCGUGUCUUCCUCAUGGACCCUGUCAUCUUUACUGUGGCCCACUUGGAGGCCAAGAACCACUUCAAUGCAAACUGCUCCUUCUGGAACUACUCAGAGCGCUCCAUGCUGGGCUACUGGUCAACCCAGGGCUGCCGCCUGGUGGAGUCCAAUAAGACCCAUACCACAUGUGCCUGCAGCCACCUCACCAACUUCGCAGUGCUCAUGGCUCACCGAGAGAUCUACCAGGGCCGUAUCAAUGAGCUGCUGCUGUCGGUCAUCACCUGGGUUGGCAUUGUCAUCUCCCUGGUCUGUCUGGCCAUUUGUAUCUCCACCUUCUGCUUCCUGCGUGGCCUGCAGACCGACCGCAACACCAUCCACAAGAACCUGUGCAUCAACCUCUUCCUUGCGGAGCUGCUCUUCCUUGUUGGGAUAGACAAGACUCAGUAUGAGGUCGCCUGUCCCAUCUUUGCUGGCCUUCUGCACUACUUUUUCCUGGCCGCCUUCUCCUGGCUGUGCCUAGAAGGUGUGCACCUCUACCUGUUGCUGGUGGAGGUGUUUGAGAGCGAAUACUCACGCACCAAGUACUAUUACCUGGGUGGCUACUGCUUCCCAGCCCUGGUGGUAGGCAUCGCAGCGGCCAUUGACUACCGAAGCUAUGGCACUGAGAAGGCCUGCUGGCUGAGGGUGGAUAACUACUUCAUCUGGAGCUUCAUUGGGCCCGUCUCCUUUGUCAUUGUGGUGAACCUGGUGUUCCUCAUGGUGACCCUGCACAAGAUGAUCCGAAGCUCAUCAGUGCUCAAGCCUGACUCCAGCCGCCUUGACAACAUCAAGUCCUGGGCGCUGGGUGCCAUUGCGCUGCUCUUCCUGCUGGGCCUCACCUGGGCUUUUGGCCUCCUCUUCAUCAACAAGGAGUCGGUAGUCAUGGCCUAUCUCUUCACCACCUUCAACGCCUUCCAGGGGGUCUUCAUCUUUGUCUUUCACUGCGCCUUACAGAAGAAGGUGCACAAGGAGUACAGCAAGUGCCUGCGCCACUCCUACUGCUGCAUCCGCUCCCCUCCUGGGGGGACUCACGGCUCCCUGAAGACCUCAGCCAUGCGAAGUAACACCCGCUACUACACAGGGACCCAGAGCCGAAUCCGGAGGAUGUGGAAUGACACCGUGAGGAAACAGACAGAGUCCUCCUUUAUGGCGGGCGACAUAAACAGCACCCCUACCCUGAACCGAGGUACCAUGGGGAACCAUCUCCUGACCAACCCUGUGCUACAGCCCCGUGGGGGCACUAGCCCAUACAAUACACUCAUCGCGGAGUCUGUGGGCUUCAAUCCUUCCUCGCCCCCGGUCUUCAACUCUCCAGGAAGCUACAGGGAACCGAAGCACCCCUUGGGAGGCCGGGAAGCCUGUGGCAUGGAUACCCUGCCCCUUAACGGCAACUUCAACAACAGCUACUCCUUGCGAAGCGGGGAUUUCCCUCCAGGGGAUGGGGGACCUGAGCCCCCCAGAGGCCGGAACCUGGCCGAUGCUGCCGCCUUUGAGAAGAUGAUCAUCUCAGAGCUGGUGCACAACAACCUGCGUGGGGCCAGUGGGGGCGCCAAAGGGCCUCCCCCGGAACCUCCUGUGCCACCCGUGCCAGGGGUCAGUGAGGACGAGACCGGCGGGCCUGGGGGUGCUGAUCGGGCAGAGAUUGAACUUCUCUACAAGGCCCUGGAGGAGCCGCUGCUGCUGCCCCGGGCCCAGUCGGUGCUGUACCAGAGUGAUCUGGACGAGUCAGAGAGCUGCACGGCAGAGGAUGGGGCCACCAGUCGGCCCCUCUCCUCACCUCCCGGCCGGGACUCCCUCUAUGCCAGCGGGGCCAACCUGCGGGACUCGCCCUCCUACCCGGACAGCAGCCCCGAAGGGCCUAAUGAGGCCCUACCCCCACCCCCACCUGCCCCCCCAGGCCCUCCAGAAAUCUACUACACCUCCCGCCCGCCGGCCCUGGUGGCUCGGAAUCCCCUACAGGGCUACUACCAGGUGCGGCGGCCCAGCCAUGAAGGCUACCUGGCAGCCCCCAGUCUCGAGGGGCCAGGGCCCGAUGGGGACGGGCAGAUGCAAUUGGUCACCAGUCUCUGAGGGGCCUCAUGGACCAGAGGCCCGGGUCCUGGCCAGGGAGGGAACCCAGGAGGGGCUCUGAUGGGAGCAGAGACUGAUGGAGGCAGUGGCUGGUGGGCCACUCUCUCCAGGUGCCCCUCAGCCCGUGGGCCCCACAGUCCCCUCAGGGGCUCUGACCUGGGCCCCAGGUGCCAGGGUUAGUAGACAGGGUUUCCACCAGCCACACACCCCAGCCUCUCUAGGGGAGUGCAAUGAGGAAAAGUCCCCAGGGGCCCUAGGAGUGCGGGAGAAACUGGCGGGUGUGACCAACUUCUGUCACUCCCUGCCUGUAGAGGAAGAGCAAGGCUUUCCUAGGUCUGUAGGGGGUUGCCGCUUUUCAGGUAGCCAAAGCCUUGCAGGAUCCAAUCCAUCAGCUGCUCCUGUCCAUCCACCGGAAGGGAGCGGUGGGCCAGCAAGACAGAUGGACAGGAUCCUCCCAUGCUACAGUUCCUUGUGCCCUGGAGCCUGGGCCUUGCACCACAGGAAGGCCCAGGCCCAGGGGGUUGGCGGUAGUGGCUGGUGAUUAACGCGGACUUUCUCUAAAGCUCCUUUCACCCUUGCUAUUGGUCCCUGUCUCCCAAGCAAGCCUGCCCCUCAACCCCCAGAGUGCACCCAAUGACCCCCUCCCUUGGGGUGACUCCUGAUGAAGCACAACUCCCCGCGGGGCCUCCUAACCCACUGGGGUGGCCAUACUUGGGCAGUUCCCAGUUCUGUGGGCUGGGCUAUCUGGGGAGCAGAUUUGGGGUCUGGGGCUCCCUGAGGAGUGGGUCCUGGGUUUGGAUCUUCCCCUAGGGGGUCCUCUUACCCCUCUCUCUUCCUCUCCUAUUGCUGUAAAUAUUUCAACAAAAUGGAAAAGGAAAAAAAAAAAAAGACAAAAAAAAGUAAGAAAAGAAAAUCUCAUCACUUGAAGCCACCGGGCACCUGCAGCCCAGGCCAGCCCGGACUUUCUCCGGAACAAAGCAGCGGCCAGCCCUAGCAACCAGGACUUCCUGUAUGUAAACAUCAGCCAGGGUGGGCAGCCGCCAGAGCAGCUUUUUACACUCCAGAGACAGAACAAAUCUAGAAGCAACAGCGAAACAAAGAACCUGUCCUUCCCAGCACCGGUCCUGUGCGCUCUGCUGUCUGCCCUACAUCAGUCAGCCCUCCUGGGGCGUGUACCUCACUGCCUGCCCCAGGACCAGAGGCCUGUCUCCCCCUGCCCCACAGGCCAGGAGACACCCUCACACCCAAAGAUGCUUUUGCCAAGAUGGCUGCACUACCCCUUUGAGUUCCUGCUUCUCGUAUAUCACUUCAGGACUCAUGGCAGGCAGGAGGAGGCUGCCAUCCCAUCCAUCCUGGGAGGGCAAGGGAAAGGAGCCCAGGGCAGGAAAUGGUUCCUGUGUCUGAGGGCAGAAUGGCGGUGAUGAGCUCGUUUCUGAGGGUGGGGGAGAAAGGUGAGAGGUCACUUUCCCUUACCCCCCCCCCAAGCACCUCUGGCCCUUCAGCCUGGCCUGCUGCCCUCCCCCAGUUUUUUGGGGGUAGCAUACCCUGCUGCCAUCUUCUGGAGGUGACGUCACACCUCUGCUGACUUCCCUGUCUUGUCCCUGCCUCCUUCCUCACAAGUGCCACGAGUUUUCAAGCAUCCUCGGGUCUCAGCUUGCUGCUGCCAUGAACUUCUUUGGGUUAUGAGGGAGGGGCUCUAGGAAGGAGCUGAGGAGGUGGAUAGGUGGCUGGGAGGGCCCUUUUUGCUGCUAGAAAGCCUGCUCCCUUCUGGGGAGCUGGGACUGGCUUGUCCCCAUCAAUGAGGGGGAAAGGGGCCAGACCAAAGAUAAUGGUUUGUCCCAAGAAGGGGAAUAGAUGUGAAAAGGCAGGGUUUAUUCCAUCUUUGGUUUUUUCUGGUGGUGUUUUAGCCUAACUUACCAGAAGACCAAGGGCGAAGUCUAUAGGGAAGAGGAGAGAGAUGGGGAUAGUCUUGCUAGGCAGGCAUGAAGAGUAGGAAAUGGCUUGUGGCCCUUGCCUAACUUCCACUGGACCUGGAGUGUGGAGUGGCAGGCCCAGAAGCCAGAGGACUUGGCUCAGCCCGAGCCUGAGGCCCGUCAGACAUCAACAAAGCUGGGAGAAGGGGUGGGGUCAAGAGCUCCUCUGGGAUUGGCAGGCACAGUGCUGCUUCCUCUUUCUCUGUACAACCCUUCUCCAAACGUGGAGGGUGGAGUGUAGCAAGGCCCUGAUUCCAACUCUAGCUGGAAUCACGAGCACAGAGUAACUCCCAGGCCUCAGAGCUACAUGGCAGGUCCCCAAGUGGGGCUGGAUCCACUACAAUCCAGCGCAAAGCCACGCAGAGAGCCCAGGUGUCCCCUACCCUAACCAGACCUGGUGCCUUGACGCCCCCACCCCAGCGGGGACGGUACAGAGAAGGGUCUUGGUCUCCUCCUACUCCCUUCCUUGGGCUCCUGAAUUCAUUUGCUCCUAAAUCUUGCUCAUUCUUUUUCUCUGCAUCUUUUCUUUUGGGUUUUCCUAACUAUUCAACUUCUUCCUUUGCUGUCUCUGUGUCGCCCCCUCUCCUCUCAUUUUCAAUUUCUCUGUCCAUCUGGGCCUCCUCCCUACUCCCACACCCUAGCUCCUCCUUUCCUUGGUCUCCUUUUCGAUAUGCCAAACCAAUUUUGGGUCGAGUGCAUUUAACGAGAACAAAACAAAAGGCUCAUAAGAACGUUUCAGAAAAAAACAAAAAGUUUAAAAAAAUGUUGAGUCAAAAAAGUCAAACAAUAAAGAAAUUAAGAUUUCUUGGAA
Messenger RNA from Phodopus roborovskii (desert hamster), 7632 nucleotides. It is a transcript of the gene Adgrl1, whose product is annotated as adhesion G protein-coupled receptor L1. Gene Ontology annotation, biological process: cell surface receptor signaling pathway; adenylate cyclase-activating G protein-coupled receptor signaling pathway; heterophilic cell-cell adhesion. Bases 430 to 4848 code for a protein of 1472 amino acids. The record is from RefSeq and is a predicted model, not a curated record. Gene Ontology annotation, cellular component: presynaptic membrane; postsynaptic density; axon. The transcript has 24 exons. Lineage: Eukaryota; Metazoa; Chordata; Mammalia; Rodentia; Cricetidae. Gene Ontology annotation, molecular function: latrotoxin receptor activity; G protein-coupled receptor activity; carbohydrate binding.